AUGAAUAUGGCGAUGGUCUGGUUCCAAACACCACCGUUUGCAGUUUUCCAAUUUCAUGGCAAAUCGUUCAGUAUUGAAUCUAACAGGCUGAUGAGAACAUAUUACUUGCCAUUAAGAAUGAUCAAACGACAUUCGCAUCAAAGUGUAGCAUCAGUGAUCCAUCAGUCCAUAGUUUCUGUUUACACUUGCUCUACUGCUUCCCAUUCUAGACACUUUUACAUGGCAUCGCUUCCAUUUACCAACUCGACUUUUUUCAAAUGCAGUCUAAAUUCACAUAUGAGUAUGAGCCUUUCAACAGCUACUCACUUUUCUUCCAAACUUAAUCCAGCUAUAGAUACUAGAAACCUACCGAUUCAAUAUACGCUUCAUGUCGAAACAAUCCGCACCCUGUGCGACCUCUUUCAAAACAAAAGACGAGAUCUUAAAUCAACCGAUAUUACUCGAGUCUGGGACUUGUGUCGCAUCUUAAUCAAAAAUGAUACUAGCAGCAUAAAAAACUUGCUAGAGGUUGAACAGCUGAUGCAUCGAUUGGUUGCUUUUCUGGCCCUGUCGCCAGAAAAUCACAAUGCUGUUGAACAGACUGAAAAGUUAUUGAUAUGGUGGAGACCUGGUAAUAAAUGGUCAGAUUUGACCUCGCAAGAUAUUCUAUGGAUUGUUCGUGCUUACAAAGUCAAAACUGUACAACAAGGCUUAGAUAUUAUAUCAUCUAUAUGCAGAAAGUGUAAUCUAAAGCGAUUGGACUCGACUGUCGUGUACAUACUUAUUGUAUCCAUAGCUAUACGUCAUAGUUCCAAAGAGGCAAUCGAGUUUAUCAAAGCAUUCGUCGCUCAGCAACAACGAUCAAUACAACCCUCUAUACAUUUAAACUAUCUCCUGCAAACGUGUUGUCAAGAAAUAUCAUUUAUGCAACAGCAUUCAGGCAUACUGGAUAUUUCAGUAAAGGAAGCCAAUGCGCAAGUAAAAUCCAUCUCUGAAUUUAUGCUAGAUCUGGUUGCCUACAUGUCUACUGCUUCACCUAAUCUGGCUUUGGCUGAUGUCGUCUCUUUCAAUUAUAUAGCUUUUUCUCAAAAGUGCACAACCUAUACAGACGUCGUACGUGUGCUAGACACAAUGCAAUCCUAUGGUGUUUAUCCCAAUAUCAAAACGUUUACAACACUGGUUCACAAUCUCGACGCAGACUCUGCUAUAAAACUAUUUGAAAAGGCUAAUGAGAUGGGUUUGCAAACCGAUGCAUCCAUUUUAGUGUCAUAUAUUCGUGCUUGCAAGUUACGCCCAGAUCAAAGCAGUGGAAAGCGUGAUGCCUUGAAAGCGUUUUUGGCACACCCGUAUCGUCUUGAAUUGACUUCCCCAACCUAUGCUGACUCUGGAAUAUUAUUUAUUCUUUCUGCGAUAUAUUCUUACGAGUACAAGUUGGAUGUGACCCUACAAGUGAUUAAUGAUAUGAUUCAAAGUGGUUGGCGGAUUCCACCUGAGCGAUUCAAGCAUAUUAUUUCUCGGUUAUGCUACUCGCAUCUAGUGAAAGAUGCUGUAGAAUUACUUGAUCGAGCCAUGCUAAUGUCAAAAGCUUAUGCAUCUGUGGAUACAAGAACAACUAUUGUUGCUGGAUGGUGUGCUACAGGCUAUCCUGACUCUGCAUUAAAGUUUAUUGACACGAUGCUGGAAAAAGGACUUGCACCCACCAUGCAAAUGUACAGAUGGAUUAUAGAUUCGCUCAUUACGAUGCGAAAACUAGGUGAUGCCGAUCGUGUUGCGAUAAUGUGUCGAGACAAAGUAAAUGUGGUUACCAUUGAUGCGUUCCAUGCCGUCACUCGCGCUUAUUUGAUCUUUGGUCAUGCAGAUGAAGCCGAACGGCGCAUUAAACAUAUAAACACAUAUGGGUUUAUUGCGGAUGAUACAACGCAUGCUAUAUGGGUGGCGACGCUCUUGAAACUUGGUAAGCGAGACGAGGCAGAAUCUAAACUCAAAAGUCUUGGAGCAUACUAUGGGGGAGUUAAGCAUGUCCCAGUCGCUGUAUACACUGCAUUUAUGGAUGUGGCCAUUCUAGAGCACGAUUGGAUCAAUGUAAUCAAGUACUGGCGAAAGAUCAUUGGAUGUGCUCGUGGCGGUGUUUCUGGGGUGGAGGAUGCGAUUGUUGCCAAAUAUAUUACUGGAGCAAUCCAACUGGAUCGAUUUGAUGCGAUCCAAAGUGUAAUCAAACAAGUGCAGUGGGAAACGCACCCAAAAACGUAUCGAGCAUAUGUGUAUGUAUGCUUCAAGUCGGGUAAUGUGAUGAAGGGUCAAAGAGUAGUCGAGGAUGUGCUUGCCAUUGCUCAUUCACAAAGAACCCAGUUUGUGAAGGCUCAAAAUACGGAUCGUGCGUUGGCUUAUAGGGAUCUUCCUCAUGCCAAAUAUUUAGCAGAGAUACUUUGUGAUGUUGUUGGGUAUUAUGCUAGCGAUUUGGGCAAUCUUUCUCAUGCCAAACAAACCCUCAGAGUAUAUUUGGAAAUGUUCAAACCUACUUCGCGGCCGUUUGUAUCAUUAAUGCGAGCAGCUGUGCAUCAUGCAAAAUUUAGUGAUCCAAGUGGUGGGUUAGAUGAGGCAAUGCAGUAUUGGAAGUGGAUGGUUCAAGCCGGCGGAAGAGUCAAUCAGAGUGGAUACGGUGGGUGGAUCAGCGCAUGUGUUGAUGCGGGGGAUGUGUGUCGUGCGAUUCAAGGCAUCCAACUGCUAGUACAGGCCAAAUUUAAACCCACGGUAGCCAUUCAACAAACUGUCUUGACAAUGCUGGGUCGAUGUGGACGCAUAUCUGAAAUGGAACGGCUGUUUAGGCGCUUGUUGGCAAACGAUGAUAGCAAGGCAUUUGUUUCAGUUCCUGCUACGAGUGCUACAGUGAAUGCACUAAUGACUGGCUACUUGCAUUCCAAAAACUAUGCGAAACUGUUUUUGGUUUGGAAUCGGCUAUGGAAACGUAGUGGCGGGGGUAGUGAUGCACAGGUACCAGUUUUUACGAGUAACGAUCCAAGUAUUGAAACGUGCAUUCAUGUAGCAAAUGCAAAAGAUAUUUUGGAUGUGGAUAUGUUGGUGCCUGAUCUAGCAGAUCUAGUUGAACACGACCAAUUUGCAAGUGAUGUAAAUACACAAGCUGACGAAUCUAUCCAAGACCUCUACGACGAGACACAUGAGCACAAUGAAACAGACUCUUUGCUUGAUACAAGCAUGACCCCUUUAUCGUUGCCUUGGACAACCACGAUGAACACUGACCAUGGAGUGACACCAGUGACGUUUUGUCUUGUGCUAGACGCGCUGGGAUUUGCAGGUGAUCUCGAGGUGCUGGAUAAAGUGUGGCAACAGGUUGUAGAUGUAGACAAGUUUCCGAUUUCACCCAAUUGCACAACAUCAUACAUGGAAGCACUAAUGCGGUGUGGGCAAACUGAUCGGGCGAUGGAGGUGGUAAUAGGAGCAUGUAAGACAGGUAAAGUGGCCGUGAAGACUGUUGUGAAUUUCCUGGGCAUGUGCGAUGAUGGUGAACAGGGAAAGCAUAGAAAAGAACAAGUGAUGAAAUGUGUCAAGAAGGAAUGCACGCUGGAGUUUACUGAGAUAUUGCAACAGAGAUUGGAUGGAGGAAAGAGUCAAACCAAGACACGGAAAAUCCCUUCAGACCAAAAUAUUGAUCAAGUUUUGCAGUUGUUCAAGCUCACUGCGGACUAA
Molecule: messenger RNA, 3684 nt
Organism: Batrachochytrium dendrobatidis JAM81
Lineage: Eukaryota; Fungi; Chytridiomycota; Chytridiomycetes; Rhizophydiales
Exons: 1
Coding region: 1-3684 (1227 amino acids)
Molecular function (GO): protein binding
Source: RefSeq, a predicted model, not a curated record